AUGACGGCAGAAAAUCUCCCACUCCAAAAUCGUGUAGCCAUUGUUACCGGCUCUUCUCGAGGAAUUGGCAAAGCAAUUGCCCUUCAUUUAGCCUCUCUUGGAGCUAAACUCGUUAUCAAUUACUCCUCCAAUGCCGCUCAAGCUAAAGACGUUGUAUCCCAAAUCAAUUCCACCUCAAAUUUCCCACGCGCCGUCGCCGUUAAAGCUAACGUCUCCGAUCCAGAUCAAGUCAAAUCCCUCUUCGAUGCUGCGGAAUCGGAAUUUCAUUCGCCGGUCAACGUUCUGGUCAACUCCGCCGGCGUACUCGACGCGAAAUACCCGUCGAUUCUCAACACAACGCUAGAGGAUUUCGACAGGACUUUUGAGGUGAACGCGCGUGGAGCUUUUUUGUGCUGUAAGGAAGGUGCUGCUAGAAUCAAGCAAGGUGGAGGAGGGAGGAUUAUAUGCUUAACGACGUCGGUAGCUGCGGCGUUUAAGCGGGGAUUCGGUGCGUACACGGCGUCAAAAGCGGCGGUGGAAGCGAUGGUGAAAAUACUGGCGAAGGAACUGAAAGGAACAGGGAUAACGGCGAAUUGUGUAGCGCCGGGACCUAUAGCGACGGAUAUGUUUUACGAUGGGAAAACGGAGGAGAUGAUAAACAAGGCGAUUAAUGAGUGUCCACAUGGAAGACUUGGAGUGCCGGAUCCGGUGGUAGGUUUUUUGGCUUGUGAUGCUUCUGAAUGGGUUAAUGGACAGAUUCUCCGUGUUAAUGGCGGAUACGUUUGAUUCUAUUUGCUCGAUUUCACCAUCAAUAAUGGUCUCUCCAUCUCCAUUGCUAAUGAUGAUUUCUCAUUCUGUUACUAUAUUGCCUGAAUAGAGGUAUGUCUGAACUACUCUCUCUAUGUACUGUUCUAUGAUUACAAAAUUUGUAUCGCAAGCCAAUGAUAAUGGUACUACUAUUUUGUAUGGUAAAUAUUUGAUUAAGAAAAAUAAAAAUUGCAUGAA
Capsicum annuum is the source of this 984-nucleotide messenger RNA. Its product is annotated as NADPH-dependent aldehyde reductase-like protein, chloroplastic. Lineage: Eukaryota; Viridiplantae; Streptophyta; Magnoliopsida; Solanales; Solanaceae. The transcript has a single exon. Bases 1 to 765 code for a protein of 254 amino acids. The record is from RefSeq and is a predicted model, not a curated record.